CAUUUCAUCACUUCUUGUUUCGUGCUCUGCACACUGCUGGCUGCAUUGCUGUUUGUAGUUAAUGCAUUUUAAUAUCAAGUGCCUUGGCAUUGUCCCAUAAAAUGGACCAAAGCGGAUCUUUUACAAAACAGUUUUAUUUCACUGUGUCAGAUAAAACAGAUGGAUCAAAGUAUUUAUGCUACACUCACGAUUGCGCUGGUGUUUUAACCAUAGGGGUGACGGACGCUGAAGAUGUGUGGAGAACAAAGAUGACUGAUGAGAUAAAGACCCAACUGCUGAAACACUAUUCUUUGACGUCAGUUGAGGACUGCAUUGUGAAAUUGAGAUCCUCCUGUGGCACUGGCAAUGCCUCUGUGUCCGUGGAGGUGGACCAGGUGAUUCUCCGACUUGGGCCUUCGCAGAAAGACAUGAGCUUGACCCUGUCCAAACUCCCAGAGGAUGAUGGGAAGGGGGAGCUGAAGCACCUGCUCUUCAGAAUGGCCGACAGCCUGAGCCACUGCCAGACCACGGAAGGAGCCAAGUCAUUGUACAGUCCUGGGAAGAGUAGUCAUGAAUUUGCACCUCGAAAGCAUCCCCUUCGGCGUAACGGUGCUCCGACUGGGGCCCCCAAACGUUUUGCUGGAGACUCCUUGAUCAAUCCAGGAACUAGAAGCAAAAAACCUGCAACUGGUGUGGCCUUUGAUGACGCUGAUGACAUGUGAUGAAGAUGAUAAUGAUGAUGCCUCUAAUGAUUAUAAUUAGGACGAUUGUGAUUGUAUAUAUAUUUUAAAUGUUUACUAUGACGUUUUAUUCAACAAUGACUGGCCUCUCAAGCAGUGUACCAUUUGAAUCAUUUUAGAGCUGCAACGACCCAUAAUAAAUGUUCUUUUAAACUUAAUACUAGUUUGCAAAACAGUUUUAACAUAUUCAGGAAAUUAGGAUGUCUAAAUACUUUGUGAUGAAAGGGUAUAACAUAAAUGUGCACUAUGAUUAUAUUUUUUAUAGAUGUAAUAACUUGAAUAAAUAUGGAUGCUUUUUA
Messenger RNA from Engraulis encrasicolus (European anchovy), 1018 nucleotides. RefSeq names its product PAXX non-homologous end joining factor (gene paxx). The record is from RefSeq and is a predicted model, not a curated record. Gene Ontology annotation, molecular function: molecular adaptor activity. Lineage: Eukaryota; Metazoa; Chordata; Actinopteri; Clupeiformes; Engraulidae. The transcript is spliced from 7 exons. Bases 102 to 701 code for a protein of 199 amino acids. Gene Ontology annotation, biological process: double-strand break repair via nonhomologous end joining. Gene Ontology annotation, cellular component: nonhomologous end joining complex; site of double-strand break; nucleus.